AUGGGUAAUAAAUAUUUACCUGGGGUCUGCCUGUUUCUGUGUCUAGCUGAUUUGGUGCAAGUGUUUGGCUUGCAGCCAGUAACUGCAGUGGAAAACAACCAGCAAGAUAAGGUGUUGCAUCAUCGUGUGAAGAGAGGUUGGGUCUGGAACCAGUUUUUUGUGCUGGAGGAAUACACCGGAUCAGAGCCUUUAUAUGUUGGCAAGCUUCAUUCAGACAUGGACAAAGGAGAAGGUUCUGUCAGAUACAUCCUCUCUGGUGAUGGAGCUGGCACUGUUUUCACUAUUGAUGACAACACUGGAGACAUUCAUGCUGUACAGAGGCUAGAUCGGGAGAAGAAAACACACUACACCUUACGUGCGCAAGCCUUAGACAGAUGGACUGGGAGGCCAAUGGAGCCUGAAUCUGAAUUCAUCAUCAAAAUCCAGGAUAUCAAUGACAACGAACCAAAGUUUCUUGAUGGACCUUACAUAGCCAGUGUUCCUGAAAUGUCCCCGAUGGGUACAUCGGUGAUACAGCUCACAGCCAGUGAUGCUGAUGACCCCACUUAUGGGAAUAGUGCUCGAGUGGUGUACAGCAUCCUGCAGGGACAGCCAUACUUCUCGGUGGAAGCGAGGACAGGUAUCAUCAGGACAGCGUUAUCAAACAUGGACCGAGAGGUAAAGGAUGGGUACCAAGUGGUUGUACAAGCAAAGGACAUGGGUGGACAAAUGGGAGGAUUAUCUGGGACAACAACUGUAAACAUCACGCUCACCGAUGUCAACGACAACCCUCCCAGGUUCCCUCAAAAGCUGUAUCAGAUGACUGUGAUGGAGUCUGCAGUGGUCGGCUCAGCAGUGGGGAGAAUUCUUGCUAAAGAUGCAGAUGAGGGGUUAAAUGCCGAACUGAGCUACAGUUUCAUCGAUGGUGAUGGGAUGAAUGUAUUUGACAUUGUCACAGAUAAUAGCAACCAAGUUGGCAUCAUCAUCUUAAAGGAGCCAUUGGAUUUUGAAACUAAGGACAGCUACACAUUGACCGUGGAGGGAACCAAUACUCAUCUGGACCUGCGGUUUUUAAACUUUGGUCCAUUCCGGGAUACGACCAGGGUGGUCCUGGCUGUCGAGGAUGUGGAUGAACCGCCACAGUUCGACAUGACCUUCUACCAGGUGGAAGUUUAUGAAGAUGUCGGAGUUGGCACCACCAUCCAAACUGUUUCGGCAAAAGACCCAGAUGCAGCCAAUAACUCGAUCAGAUAUUCAAUCGAUCGAUCCACCGAUCCCACAAGAUUCUUCUACAUUGACAUAGCUUCUGGGGCUUUGAUGACUGCAAAAUCAUUGGACCGCGAGCAACUCUCAUGGCACAAUAUCACAAUCUUGGCAAUGGAAAUGAAGAACCCCACACAAAUUGGGAGUGUUUCAGUCACAAUUAAAGUCCUCGACAUCAACGACAAUGCACCAGAGUUUGUGAAGGACCGUGAAGCCUACAUCUGUGAAAAUGUUAAACCUGGUCAGCUGAUUCAGAUGGUCAGUGCGGUGGACAUGGAUAACCCUCAGGGCGGUCAUCACUUCUACUACAGCUUGGCUCCUGAAGCAGUGAACAAUCCAAACUUCACUGUGCGUGAUAAUCAAGACAACACUGCCUGGAUCCUGACCAGGAGAGGCGGGUUCAAGCACCAGGAGCAAGGCACCUAUUACCUGCCCAUUCUCAUCGCAGAUGCUGGCCUUCCAAUGCAGAGCAGCACCAGCACUCUGACGAUCAGAGUGUGUGGCUGUGACACUGACGGCAAUGUUAGGUCCUGUAAUGUCGAGGCCUAUAGUCUUCCAGUCAGCCUGAGCAGAGGUGCACUUAUCGCUAUUCUCAGCUGCAUCUUCAUACUUCUGGUGUUGGUAUUGUUUAUUUUAACAAUGAGGAGACACCAGAAGCAAUCCCUGAUCAUCGACAAUGAGGAAAACAUCCAUGAAAAUAUUGUACGAUACGAUGAUGAGGGUGGGGGAGAAGAGGACACAGAGGCCUUUGACAUUGCUGCCUUGUGGAAUCCCAGAGAAGUCCAGAUGACAAAAUCCAGGAGGGAUAUGCUGCCUGAAAUUGAAAGCCUCUCCAGAUACGUGUCACAGUCCAGAGCAGGGGACGACAAUGUAAACAGCUACAUUCUUGCAAAGUUGCACGAUGCCAAUUCAGACCCCUGUGCCCCCCCUUUCGAUUCCCUGCAGACUUAUGCCUUCGAGGGGAAUGGCUCCGUUGCAGAAUCGCUGAGCUCCUUCGAGUCGGCCACAACAGACUCAGACCUCAAUUACGAUUACCUCACCGACUGGGGUCCUCGGUUCAAGAAGCUGGCCGACAUGUAUGGGGUCUCUGAGCGUACCGAAGACUCGUUGUAGCCAGUGAGUGGAAGCUUCUUGAGCUGCGACAAACUGUGUAAAUGUGGAACUCCUUCCAUUUCAGCCUAAAAGGCCCAUAGUCAGGCUGAAGUGUCUUUGGAUUUUCUACCAGCUUUAAUCACACCAUGUAAGAACUGCAGCUGUAACAGCACAGUCACAUGAGAGAAAAACGAUGGAAAAAUAACCCUGAUUUGCUGAAGUCAUUAUUCGCCUGUGGGGGAAGAAGAACAGAAAAUGAAAGACAUUAAGGUUGCUCAGUCUCUGAGAAUUAAAGCGGUUAGAUCUUGCCUGUGUAAUACUGAACACUAAUCAAA
This is a messenger RNA of Carcharodon carcharias (great white shark), 2669 nucleotides long. Its product is annotated as cadherin-20-like. The record is from RefSeq and is a predicted model, not a curated record. The transcript has 11 exons. Gene Ontology annotation, cellular component: plasma membrane; catenin complex; adherens junction. The coding region runs from base 1 to 2355 and encodes 784 amino acids. Gene Ontology annotation, molecular function: calcium ion binding; cadherin binding. NCBI's taxonomy places the organism in Eukaryota, Metazoa, Chordata, Chondrichthyes, Lamniformes, Lamnidae. Gene Ontology annotation, biological process: multicellular organism development; cell morphogenesis; calcium-dependent cell-cell adhesion.